AUGCCCGAGGUCGGCACAGGGGACGAACCGGGGAUCGACAUGGUUGAGGGUACUGCGACCAUUCGUCGAAUUGAUGGGAUCGGCAGUCUCGCGAGCAGGAUGUCAGCUCGGCGAAUAGAUGAUCCUGAGGUCGAUUCCGACGAUGGUGAUGCCGAUCUCAUGAAGGGUAGUCGCGAGGUCGGCCUUUUGUGCAGAAAGGAAGGUCGUCCUUCGACGAGCUCCCGAGUUCUGACGUAUACGCGUGGUAAGACUCUUGCGGGGAUCCGACACGCUUUCACGAGGGAAUCUGGUAUCGGUUAUAAGAAUGCUUCCGAUGAUGUUAGUGUUGACAUUGGAGCAGAGUGUGGAGAUUUUGAUAGUUUGACUAACGACUACGAUUUCGCUGAUAUUCUCGAAUUCAGCGAAGAUAGCGACAAUGGUUCCGGUGGGAGUCCUAUGGUCGUUGUCCCGGCCGAGGAUACUGGUCCUCGUUCAGCUGUUUUGGGUCUUAGUGCUGCAUCGAUUGGUGACAGUCUUUCAGCCGGUCUGGCAGAUCUCGGUUCUUCGUUGUGCACAUCAGAUACCAUUGCCGAGAUGAUGCGGUGGUGUAAGAUGCCCGAGGGUUUGGUUUUUCGAGUUCCUGAACCCCACGAGCGUCCUUGGACGCCUCCAGCGGGUUUUAUUGCCCUCUAUGAGCAUUAUUUUACUGAUUGCGGUCUUUGGUUUCCUCUGCCGGAGUUUUUGACGUGUUACUGCGCGAGGCGCAAGAUAGCUAUCUCCCAGCUUUCUGUGGGAGGUAUCCGCAACGCAGCUGGUUUGGCGAUACUGGGUACCGAUUGUGGCGUAGAGGUUGAUGUACAUUUCCUUGAGGAGGCUACCAGGUUUACGAAAGUUAGAGGUAGUCCGGGGUACUUUUAUACUAGUGCUAAAUCGGGUUAUCAGAUCGUCACCGGAGCUGAGAAGAAGAUUCGUCAUUGGCAGCGUUAUUUUUUCUUUGUCAAGCUAGAUGAGACCUCGGUUGACAACCUCGAUAUGUUUUACGCUACUGAGUGGAAUAUGGUUCCCGAGCCUGUCGUUCGCUUGCGUGCUCAUCCUCCAGGUUUUUUCGACAAUCUCAGGAAGAUCAGAGCGAGAGGGGCGAUUGAUUGGCCUUCGAUUACUCAGAGAUCUCGUCUACCGCGCUUAGGGAUGGGAAAAGUUAACACUCGACUUCCUCGAUACGCCGAUCAGUUCAAGAAGGCCGUUGAUGCUGGGUCUUCUUCGCGCGCUGCCGACACUGAAGUCGUUGACCCGUCAGCCGACGGAGAUGUCGAUCUGCGAGUUGCAGGAGAUUUGAGAUCGACGGAGGUAGCCGCUACCCGCGCCGACAAAAGGGCUGCCAAGGUUCCUGCUGUCGUUCCGCGUGCGCAGAAGUCGCGUGGUGAGGCUUCUGAUGCCCUAGCGAUCGUCGCCGCUGAUUCUGGACGUCCUACUCCAUCGAGGAAGAGAGCUUCUCAUGGUGAGGUGGUUGCUCCCGAUCCCGAAUCGUCCAAGAGAUCUAGGAGGGAUGGCAUACCGCGCGACACCACUGAGAUGAUGAUUCGUUCUCCUUUUCUUACAAGACAAAGGAUGAGUUGUUUAUCAACAACGCUACUGCUUGUGGCGAGCUUGCUAGCAAGGUUCGCGGCUCCUUCGACCCGCUUCCCUCUGUGGGUUCUCUCUAUAAUCCCGAGUUGUAUCGGUCGUGGGCUCGGAAACAUUUCCAGGAUGGUGGUGGCGUGA
Camelina sativa (false flax) is the source of this 1740-nucleotide messenger RNA. RefSeq lists its product as uncharacterized. The record is from RefSeq and is a predicted model, not a curated record. Lineage: Eukaryota; Viridiplantae; Streptophyta; Magnoliopsida; Brassicales; Brassicaceae.